Culex quinquefasciatus (southern house mosquito) is the source of this 3232-nucleotide messenger RNA. It is a transcript of the gene goe, whose product is annotated as protein gone early. The record is from RefSeq and is a predicted model, not a curated record. The transcript is spliced from 7 exons. Gene Ontology annotation, cellular component: plasma membrane. The coding region runs from base 1 to 2115 and encodes 704 amino acids. Lineage: Eukaryota; Metazoa; Arthropoda; Insecta; Diptera; Culicidae. Gene Ontology annotation, biological process: protein processing. Gene Ontology annotation, molecular function: metalloendopeptidase activity.
AUGUUUGUAAGCUUCUACAGCUCGGUGGUGUCGAUUUUCCUGAAUGGUCGUUCCGUUCUGGAACUGGAACCAGUUGUUGUACGCGUUCAGAUCGCCGCAGGUGGCAGUGGAACGAUCCUCGAAAGAUAUUCUGCAGUGAUAAGCAGGUCGCACAGUAUUGUUCAAGACUCUGCUUCAGGUGGCUGGCGGAUGCUGCUCGGCUCCAACAAUCCCCACUGGGACCUGCGCGAGAACCUGCAAAAGGUCCAGCCCAAGUACGGAGCGGCCCCGUUCUACAAGCUGGGCAUCGAAACCCGGAACGCGCCGCCGUACGACGUGAUCAUCACCGUCAGCGAGGGCGAUCUGGGACUGCCCAGCAAGGAGUUUUACACCCUCGGGGAAAAGGAUCCGGUCAUCGCGGCGUACCACACCUACCUGCGGGACAUUCUGGCCCACAUGGUGGCGUCGUCCACGACCAAGAGCCAGGAGUACGCCAAGAUGAUCUUCAACUACGAGCGGCGGAUCGCGCUGGACGUGAUGGGAGUGCUGCGGGAGGCGGCCCAGGGGAAUGCGUCCCAGCCGCAGAUCCGGACGAUGCAGCAGCUGGCCGAUGAGGCGCCGUCGCUCCCCAUCCUCCAGACCGCCCAGGCCAUGUUCCGGCGCAAGAUCACCGAAAACACCCAGGUCCUGGUGAGCAGCCCGAUCGCGCUCAAAAUGAUCUCCCAGAUCAUCACCACCACCGACAAGGAGAUCCUGAACAACUUUGUCAUGUGGUCCGUGAUCCGGCACUUUGUCCCGUACAUGUCGCACAACUUCCGCCAGUCGCUGCUCGAGUUCGAGAAGGUGCUGUACGGGGUGGAGCACAAGCAACCGAUUUGGCACUUUUGCACCAAGGUCGUCCAGCAGUGGAUGCCGUACGGGUUGGAAGCGCUGCGGGAGAACCCGAAGCUGGUCGUGCACGAUCGAGAGCAGCAGGAUUAUGGCGGUGGUGGUGGUGGCGAGGAUCGUCGUGCCGUCGGGAUGGAUUCAAUGGAUCCGUACCAUAGUUCGCGGCAGGUUCAGGAGGUGACGGCGUACGACGAAGAGAUGGUGCGGUUGAUGUUCUACCACAUCCGGGACGAGUACAAGGGAGCGCUGAACAACGCCAAUUGGGUGAAUCAACAGCUGACGAAGUACAUCGCGGACAAGCUGUCCAUGAUGCGGGUUCAGAUUGGGAUUCCGGAGGAGUUGCUGAAGAGCGAGCGAACGGUCAACGAGUUCUACAACGAUGUCGUGUUGGACGAGCUGCUGUUUGUGGACAACGUCGUGACGCACUGGGAGUUUGUGAAGAAGCGCAUGGACCGGAUGAUGGACAACGGGACGGAAAAUGAGAGAAUCGCUGCCGAGUUGUUCCCGCCGAGCACGUUCGGAUCGCGACGAACUCCAGUCGCGAACUUGAAGUACUCCGUCGGUCUUAACAUGGUCAUCAUCGCGAAGGAGAAAACCAGGGAGCCGUACUUCCAUUACAAGUAUCCACUAUCGCUCAACUUUGCCCGGCUAGGGGCGGAUAUUUCGCUGGUGAUUCACGACGCCGUCAACACGCUGGCAGAGCAGUUCGGAAACGUAGAAGCAAGCCGGCAGCCGCGGCACAUCCGCGAGAACGUGUUCGACGAGGAAGCGCAGAAGUGUAUGACCAAAAAACUCCAGUCGAUCUACCUCAACACGGCCCACAUCUCGAACGCCACCAAACUGCACUCCUACCUGGAAUUGGCCUCCACCUCGAUGCUCGCCCAGUCCUUCCAGUCGCUGCUCGAGAAGAUCGCCCGCAACGAGCGCCUCCCAGUGGCGGACAUUCCGGAAAAGUCCACCUACGCCAGCCUCGGCCUGCGCCACUUCCGGCGCCAGCCCGGCCUCCAGCGGUACGACGAGCAGCAGCUGUUUGCGCUGGCCUUCCUCCAGCGGCACUGUGCCGUCGUGCCGGAGGGUGGGGCACCGCUGCGCUUCAGCAAGAUCCUCGCCGACAAUGACAUUCCGAGCGCGGACAAGUUCACGCUGAUGUGGCGAAACGUGCCGGAACUGGCGGGAACGCUGGACUGUUCCGCGAGCAGUAGUGGGAGUGGUGGGGAACAAAGUGGCCGCUGCGGGCGCGUUCUUUGAUUAGUGCGGCGGCCAGUCACCGCAGCGGCCCAGGUGGGCGCCACCACCACCACAAACCCCGGAACCGGCGGUUCCGGCGGCAGUCGAAAGCGUUCCAGCAAGAAGCGCAAAAAGCCCGUCCCGUCGGCGUCGUACUACGAUCCGGCCUUUACGUGGCCACAGUUUCCGGGGGCGCCGCCACAGUACACUCCUGGUGGCGGCAGCGUUGUGGUUCCGGAAGUGGUGGCCGGCGUGGAGGUCGGACCGAAGACGGCGACGGUGACGGCGGUGACAAGCAAAAGCGGUGAUAUCGUGUAUCCUAAAAUCGAUGUUAAUAGUAUAUUCUUCUAAGAGAAAAGGGAAACAGGAGUAGGCGUGGGACGAAAGGGAUGGAAUGAACGGAAGCGGAAGCGAAACGAGAGCAUGAUCGAGCUGAGACAAAAACUCUAUUUUCGUACGAAAAAAAAAACUGAAAUACUUUUAAGUUACGACGAGUCGCAUUACAGGAGUGUGAUUUCUGUUAAAACUCACUGAUUUUAAAGAUUAAAAAUUCCGUUCGACGCAAAAUGCCAUUACGAAUAAUUACACGAUCUGAUAAGUACUGAUAAUUUUACCUUCUAACCACGUAAGUUCCUACUUGAGGGAUUUACUAGGAAAUUUCGUUUAACCAACUAACUUUGACACACUCAAACACUUCCAAACUUGUACAUGAAGAGAGAUAAAACAAUCAUGAAACGCUAUUUAAGAAAACGCAUAAAAUCGUUCAUUUCGAAAUAACACAAAACGAAAAAAUUAACUUGUGUAAAGAGAAACAAAACAAAAUAAAUAAAGAAUCAGAGUAUUUAAGCAUUUAAGAAGCAAAUAUUCCACGAUGCCACGGUUGAAGGCGGGCGCGCGAACAAUAACUAAUAAUAACGUGAAUGUUGAAUAAUAAAAAUGAUCAGAAGUUAUACCUAAGUGGAGCGCUCGCGAAUUGAUGUUAAAAGAGAGGGGGGAAACGAGAACAGGAGCAGUUUUGUACAGUAAUGCGAUGUGAAGCAGAGUGAAAGCCUCCGAGUUGGGGAUUUGAGGAGAAAAGGGUACGACAAUGCGCGCGAGAAGAAAAAAAUAAUAAAUAUGGAACACCUUUUUUAUAAUA